UGGUUAUACCACUUAGCUUUCAAAUACAAAUAACACGAAAUCGAUCUUUUACUUUCCUUUAACUUUGUUUUAUUAUACGUAUGUACACGGACAGGCUGUAAUGUCAUUUUAAUUAUUUAUUCGAUAUAAUUCUAUGGUCGAUGAUCAAGAUCAAGUUGGAUCAAGUUAGUUCCACGUUGCGUUGAACAUGCUCGAAAGGUGAGCAAUAUGGCCACAAAGGAAAGCAAUUUUCCUGCGCUUUACGCAGAGUUAAAUAAAUUGGGACAAAAUGGAGAAUACGAGAGGGCCUUAAAAACCGCAAAUAAAAUUCUAGGCAUCUCUCAAGACGAGGAGGCUGCUUUCCAUUGCAAAAUAGUUUGCUUCAUACAAUUAUCAAAGUUCAAUGAUGCACUUCAAUUCAUUACCAAGAACCCGAAGCUAUCAAUCAAUUUACACUUUGAGAAAGCUUACUGUUUAUACAGACUGAAUCAAGUGCCCGAAGCAUUGAAGGUAGUAGAAAAUGUUCCAAAUCCUUCAAUGAAGCUUAAGGAACUCAAAGCACAAAUACUGUACCGACUUGAGAAAUACGAAGACUGUUUCGCUGUAUACAGAGACAUUAUAAAGAAUUCUCAUGAUGAAUACGAAGAUGAAAGAGAAACAAAUCUUGGAGCAGUAACCGUAAACUUGGCAAUUGAAGAUUCUGCUGUAGAAGUUCCUAUGUUGCGUGAAGAUACAUACGAAUUAACGUAUAAUGCGGCAUGUCGUUUAAUUGCACAAGGUAGCAAGGGAGAUAAAGCUAUCUUAGCAGAAGCAGAGAGGAAGCUUAAAACAGCAGAAAAAAUGUGCAAAGAGGGAUUAGAGGAAGAUGGAGUAGCAGAUGAGGAAAUAGAAGACGAAAUAGGAAUUAUCAGAGUUCAGCUUGGCUACUGUCUUCAGCUUCAAGGUCGCGAGAAGGAAGCUCAAGCUUUAUACGCUUCUGCCUUGAAAGCAAAACCAGACGAUAUAGCCUUAGUAGCGGUUGCAAGCAAUAAUCUUAUGUGCCUCAAUAGGGAUCAAAAUGUGUUCGAUAGUAAGAAGAGAAUGAAAACUGCAACUCAUGAUAGUUUGGAACACAAAUUAACUUCCAGGCAAAGGAGAAACAUCGCGUACAAUCAGUGUUUACUGGCUUUAUAUACUGAUCAGGCGGAGCAAUGCCAAGCACUGUGCAACAAGCUCGCUAAGGAUCAUCCUGUGCUAGCCGCGGAUGCCAUGUUUAUCAAAGCAAUGCAACUUGCUAAAGAAGGCAAAGCAAAAGAAGCAGCGAAAUUGUUAACUCAGUACGCAGUUGGCGACAAAGAGUUACGGAUGAAACUGGUUUGCGUCCAACUACUGUUAAGCCAGGAUGAGAGACAGGAGGCGAUUGAUAUUCUUGAAAACUUGAACGAAAGAGAUAGAUCGUUACCUGGUAUAGUUAGCGCACUUGUAACUCUUCACAUGGCUGAUAAUAACCGCGAGAAAGCAUCUGCUGCUCUUAAAAAUGCUAUGAACUAUUACAAGAAAAAUAAGGAAACCACCGCUAAUUUGGGAGAACUGUGGCGGCAGGCCGCUGACUUCUAUCUACGAGAAAAAGAUUUUAGAGUAAUGGCAGACAUUCUACAAGAAAUGCUGGACGCUUCACCUUCGGACACCAAAACGUUGGCACAGUUAGUGGUGACCUACGCGCAAUUCAGCCCAGAAAAGGCGUAUCUUCUAUCGAAACGCUUGCCGCCUCUUCAUGAUCUCUCUGAAACAACUGACAUCGACGCUUUGGAGAGCAGUAAUUGGGUAAUCGGUACCAAGGUGAUCAAGAAAAAGAUAGAGCCAUCUCCUGGCAAACCUACUAUUGAUGCAACACAAAAGAAACGUAAGAAACGUAAACGCAAAGGAAAGUUACCCAAGAAUUACGAUCCAAAUGUUCCGCCUGAUCCUGAAAGGUGGCUACCUAGACACGAACGCAGUGGAUUCAGGAAAAAACGUGACAGAAGAAAUCGGGAUGCUGCAAUGAAGGGUACUCAGGGCGCUGCUGCGGGGGCUAGCGAUCUUUAUGAUAUCACUAAAAUGCCCACAAAUGUCAAACGGACGCCCAAUCCACGGCACAGCCCAGCAGUGGAAACAUCCGGACCACGCCAAAAGCAACGAAAAGUUCAACAGAAAAAGAAAAAGAAGGGAGGGAAAUGGUAAUCAGCCAACUUACAUUUGUAUUACAUUCGAACGAAUUAUUGUAUAUAAAACACAUUUACUCUACGCUUCUGCAACAGUCGGCGAUCUCGCGACACAUCUGUUUAACGAAUCGAGUAAUUUGUCCAAUUAUACGAAUACUUUCUAUGUACAGCACACUAUACUGCCAUUUUUAAAGAAGCUACAGUUAAUGUGAAUUUUUAAUCUGUAGAAUUAGAUCGACAUGUAAUUGGUUGCUAAAUGGGAUGAAAAUAUAUGCAGACUGUAUGGUACAUAAAA
Molecule: messenger RNA, 2454 nt
Organism: Hylaeus anthracinus
Lineage: Eukaryota; Metazoa; Arthropoda; Insecta; Hymenoptera; Colletidae
Gene: Srp72
Product: signal recognition particle subunit SRP72
Exons: 8
Coding region: 208-2178 (656 amino acids)
Biological process (GO): SRP-dependent cotranslational protein targeting to membrane
Cellular component (GO): signal recognition particle, endoplasmic reticulum targeting
Molecular function (GO): ribosome binding; 7S RNA binding; protein binding
Source: RefSeq, a predicted model, not a curated record